UCCAAAUCAAAAUCAGCAAUGGCAAGUCCAAAAUCAGGGAGUUCAGCAAGGGCAAAAUGCAAUCCAGAAUGCACUUCAAGCACCUUCAAGGUUAAGUUUGACCCAAGGAAGUUCUAAUAACUCUUCUAAUUCUGAUUCACAACAGAAGAUGGAUGAAUUGCUGCAACAAAUUUUGCAACAGCAGCAAUUAUUUUUACAGCAACAGCAACAUCAACAAAGGACAGAUUCAGCUUUGCAAAAUCUUGAAAGACAGAUUAGCCAACUAGCAACGAACUUAAAUCAAAUGCAAGCUCAAGGUUCAAGCAAACUACCUUCUCAAACAAUGCCAAACCCAAAGAAUGUGAGUUCGUUGACUCUUCGAAGUGGAAGAACCAUAACCGAACCAAUGAAGAAUAUUCCAAUUGGAUCAGAUUUUGUUGCACCAGUAUCGGAUUCACCAGAUCUUGCACCAAGAAAUUUGAAUUCAGAAUCCACUCAACCAGUACAUAACAGUGGAAGAAAUACAGCAGAACAGAUUUCAACAGAUUUUGGUUCAGCAGAACAAAAUGACUCGCAAUCAGCUCCAAUUUCAGCUCAAAAUGUAGAGAAAGAAUCACAACAGCAAGGUACUGAGAUUUCUGCUCCUUUACCUUUUCCUCAAAGAAGAAUCCAGCAAAAGAAACAUGUUGAGGAAGAGAAAGCUAGGGAAUUUCAAGAACUUGUUAAUUUGUUUAGCAAAGUGGAGGUGAAUGUGCCCUUGUUAACCAUGAUAGAGCAAGUUCCGAAAUAUGCAAAAUUUCUCAAGGAUGUAUGUGUGCAUAAGAAGAAAUUAAAGGGAAAUGAAUUAGUUAGCAUGGGAAAAAAUGUUUCUGCUCUUAUUCGACCUAUUCCUCAGAAGUGUGAUGAUCCAGGAGUUUUCACCGUGCCAUGUACUAUUGGAAAUUAUGUAUUUGAGGAUGCUAUGCUGGAUUUAGGAGCUUCUAUUAAUGUAAUGCCGAAAUCAGUUUUUCUAUCAUUGGGUAUUGGUCCUCUACAGCCUACGGGAGUUGUUAUUCAGUUAGCCAACCGUAGUCAGGCUCAUCCAACUGGAGUGAUUGAGAAUGUUUUGGUUAAAGUGAGUGACCUUAUAUUUCCAGCUGAUUUCUACAUUUUGGAUAUGGAAGGCGAUGUAUUAAUGAAUAGAGCUCCAAUUAUUUUGGGAAGACCGUUCCUUAAGACUGCCAGAACUAAGAUUGAUGUGCAUGCUGGAACUUUAUCUAUGGAGAUUGCUGAUGUAGUUGUUCAAUUCAGUAUUUUUGAUACGAUGCAACAAAAGAAGAACCAUUCUAUUUUCAGUGUUUAUAAAUCCGAAUGGCUGGAUACUAUGAAUUUUAUUGAUGCGGAUUAUGAUGAAAUUGUUUCAGGCUCUAAUGAAUUGGGUUGUGAAUCUAAACUUCCUGGAGGUUGUAUUGAUAACAGGGAAAUAGUUGAGGUAAGAUUUGAUUGUGGUCAAACUUCUGUGGAUGAAUCGAUAAGUGUAGGGGAUUGCAUGGAAGCAUUACCCCAAGAAUCACCUAAAUUGGAUGCAAGUGAAGAUAGUGUAGGGACUUGUGCUAUGGAGCCAAGCACCCAAGAAUCACUACCAUUUAUUGUACCUUCAUCAGAACUAGAUAUUGAAUCACAGGAAAUUUCAAAGGACAAUGCAGAAGAAGUUGUGGAGCCAGUGAGACAAUCAAAGGAAUUAACUAACCAAUUGAACUCUUUUUGUGUUAGCAAUAUUUUUUCUAAUGGUGUUAUUGAGAUGCAGGAGGUGUCUACUGGUCAACCCUUCAAAGUGUAUAGCAACCAACUUAAGAAAUUCCUUCGGGGGAGGAAAUGAUGCAGAGUGGACAAGGUGGACAAUAAUGAUGCAAUUCACCAAAAUCAAAGGGGAGUUCGUUCCAAUUUAGCUUUUAUUUUUGUUUUCACAAAUAAUAAGUCUUUGCUUUCACAACUUAGUUUUUAGUUCGUUUCUUUUAGCUUGCUUAGUUGCUUAAUAAAUUCUUUGUUUUCAAAUAAUAAGUUUAGUAUAAGGGAAUAAAUUCUUUACUGUUUACAAUUCCCUUAUAGAAUAAAGUUUGAAUUUGGAAUUAAAAAAUGGUACCCCCUUGACAAUUUUUCUAUAACAUGUUAGAAGUAAGGAAUGUGAGCUAGAUUUGAGAAUCUAUUUUGGGGCUUAAUGUCAAUAAUGGAUUUUUAAUUUUCUUAAGGUUUCUACUUAGUAAUGGACACUUGAUUGGUAAAUUGGAUUGAUACUUUUUCAUGCCUAGUGAGGAUGAGCCUUAAUUGAGUGAUGCACUUGUGUUAUUGCACUCUAGAACUUGCUUUGAUUCUUUUAAAAUCACAAUUCAAUGGAUUGAAUCAUGUUUAUGAAGGUAAAUAUAUUUGUUUCUUUCUUCCACACAAAACCUUUCUAUUCUUUUUGUUAAUCGUCAUAUCAUUUUAUAUUCUCUCAUUUCUUAAUCUUUUGGAUGUGGGUACUUUGUUUGUUAUAUGAUGAAUUAUUUGGCCAAGAUGAACAAGGAUUUAAGUGUGGGGGAAAUGUGAAGUGGUUUUGAAUGUUUGGAUGCAUUUAUUAAUGGCUGAAAUUUAAAUUCAAGACAAUGAUGUAGUUUGUAAUGGAAAACUUAAAAAUUUACAGAAUCAGGAAGAGAAACAAAUUCAGCUAGUGCAAAAGCAGUAAUGUAUUAAAAAUUUAGAAGCAGUAUCGAGAGGAAAAUGCAGCAUCAAUGGUGUGCCAAGAUCUAGAAUUAAAUGAGAAACAAUUGUGGAAAGUUGUACAUUAUUUGGAGCUAGGAAGUUUAAUUAGUUUAAUGAUGGGAAGUUCAGAGGUAGGAAUUGUGCAGAAUUGUGAAAAUUGAGAGCUGUCUAAUGGAAUUGAAAUAAGGGAUUAAAGGAAGGGCAAACCUGCACACUGCUAUGAGCAAUAGUUGAAACUGAUAAGUAUGUAUCAACUUAGUAUUGCUAACAUUUCAAUUCGUUGAGGAAGCAUUUGAAGGCAUUGUGCUGUUGGAAACAAUUUUGAUGACAUUUUUACUUAUCAGUUUAAGUAUCAAUAUGUUCAUAAAUCUGAUUCUGAAAUUGUAGUAAACAUGCUGGUGGAAUGUAGCAAUAAUUCUUACAGCUAUUGUGAGUCAGAGAAGAAUUGUUGUGACAUGAAUGAAAAUACUUAAGUUGUGGUAGCAAUUAAGACUAAAUUAAUUGAAUAUCAGUUGACCUUAGAAUCAGUGAGAAAUCAAAUGAAGUUUAUAUAACUGCAGUAGCACUGAAGCAAGUUGUUUGUUGUUCAGCUGAAAACAGCAGGAAAUUGGACGUGAGAAACUAAAAUUCUGGGACAGGAUGAGGAUAACUUGGAGAAGUUUUGAUUAAGAAGUGUAACAAUAAUGAAGUGAAAAGGGGCUGAAGAAGAACAAAUGAGGAAACCUGAAUUAAUCAGAUUGCAGAAAACAGAUUCCAGCAGGAAACCCAAGUUCCAGCAAACCUGAAAAUUCAGGAUAUCAGAAUGUUGUUCAGAAAGAUUCAGAACCAAGCAUUCCAUUGUCUUUUCCUCAACUAAAAACUCAACCGAGGAGGGAUGUAUGAAGAAGAUUGGAAUGGUUCAAGAUUGGGAAGAUCAAUUGCUUAAUGAUUGUUUAUGUUAAGGAUUUCUUGUGCCAACUAAUAAUUCUAUUUCUGGAUAGCAAGGUUUUAAAUCUAAGCUCUUAACGUUGCAAUGCUAAAUAGAAUCAUCCCUUGAGCUUAAUCAUGUAUAGAGCAAGAUUUAACAGCUUUUAAUUUUGAAAAUUGAUACUAUGGUGAUACAUUCAAAUCUGUAAAUGGCUGAAAUCUGUAGAAACAUAUUCAAAUUAGUGAGGUAAUGCAGUAACAAUGAGCUGCAGUGAUAUGUGUGGAUCAAUAUUCUUCAUUGACUUGGAUUAAGAGUGGUUUGAUUAGAGAAGGACAAAAGUUGAACUUUGAAAUGAAAUCUGUAAGAAAUGAAGAAUACAGAAAUGCAGAAAAUGUUGUGAGCUACUGUGACACAUGGUAUCAACAUUGUAUCAAGAUUCUCAGAUAGUUAUCCAAUUGAAAAAUAGUUUGGUUUAAUCUUUUGUUUACCCAUUGACAAAUGGUGUUCAAGUAUCAAUAGUUAGAAAUCUGGGAAAUUUUUGAAGUUUUAAACAGUGAGGCUGAAAUCCUGAAGCUGGAAACAGGAAGUUGAAUUUGCCCAUUAUGCAGUUUUAAAAAAAUCUGUUGUUGAAACGUAGAAACAAGUAGUUGGAGGCUGGAAAUCUGUUUAAAUCUGUUGAAUGCAGUAGUGGCAGCAACUGGUGGUUCAAAUUAUGAAGUCUCAUUGAAACUUAAUGCUGAAUUAUCACAAUGCAGAAUGGAGGUUGAACCAAUCGAAAUGCACAUCAAAAUUUGAUGAAGUUACUGACCUACUGCUGUACCAAUCUUUUAACUGAUGUUAUGAUCAAUUAGAGGAUUGAAUUCAAGUUUUUAUUGAUUGAAAUGUUAAAUGAGGGACAUUGACAAGUUCAACUUUUCAAUUAUCAUGCUUAUAUGAUUUGGAAUUCCAUAUCUUGAUACUCAAUCCGGGAAAUUGAAUUAAGAUCAGUGAUACAAGGAAGUCUUCUGAUUUUGUGUAUUUGCUGUUGCUAAUGGAAGAGCUGUGGGUUAAACUCAGUUUGCUAGUUGGAUACAUGUGGAGUUUCAUUGCCCGAGACGAGCAAAGAUUCAAGUGUGGGGGAGAUAGGCACAUGUUGAGGUUCCAAUAGAUUUAUUGUCAAGUGGUAUUCUUUCUUGAACUAAAUUUUGUAUGAUUCAAAUUCUGGAAUUGUGAAUGCAGAGCCAAAAUUUGAGGCUGAAUUGUUAUUGCUGGAAUAUUUUAAGUUGGUUUCAUUUCUUACCAAUGCAGUUUUUCUGAUGGUUAGAAAUGAUGGUGUAUGUUUACUUCUUUUCAAGUUGUUAUGAUCCAGAACGUGCAGCUUCAGUAAGUCAAAACAGCAAGUUAAAGAAGUGCAGUGAAGGUUCAGUUUUGAAUCUGUAAGUGCAGUCUUGUGCCAAGGUUUGGAAAGAGAUAGAAUUGAAAUGAAGUGAAGAUGCUAUACUCUAACAGAGAGUUAAUGGCAUGGCUUCCUAGGUUCGCAUACAAAGAAAGCAGAGCUCAGAUAUUUCAGAAAGAAAAAAAUUAGUCAAGCAUCAAAAGGGGUAUGGACCCGAUCAGAUUGGACCACACUUUGGCUCAAAUCAAAGGCAAAUCAAGUCGAUCAAGCCUCGGAGCAUUAUGGGCCAUUCAUCCAAGAUUGAGCAGAUCUGAGCCAUCCAUUGAAGAUCUGGCCGAUCCAACUUAAUGGGGAGCAGAUCUGAGCCAUUUAUGAAGAUCCAGAAGUUUUGAUCCAGAUCUGAGUUCAUCCAGCCAUUGAUCCAGCCGAAUAAAUUUGAACCGUUCAUUUAAGACUGGGUGGAUCUAGGCCAUCCAGUGACGAUCUGAUCGAUCCGACCUACAGGAGAGUAGAUCCAGACCCUAGAUCAACAUCAGUACCUUCGGAUCGGAUUUUCGAUGACUCUUCACCGUUGAUUUAGCUCCAAAUCAAUCUCAGCCGUCGGUUCAAAUCUGAGAUCUGUUCAAAUGAGAAGCUACAGUGUUCCAGCUUCUUCAUCGAUUCCUCCGCGCUCAGCUCCGCGUCCCGGCAUCUUUCUUCAGGAUUUCGGCCCCAUCCUCCUUCAGAUCUACUUCUCUUCGAGUCUAAUUGGCUUUGGAGCUUCCAUUCUUUUGCUUCUAGGCUCGGAUCUUUUGCACGCGCCGGCGAACAUCUCUCCGGAGCUCAGAUCUGUUCGUAUGUCCUCUGUUUCAGCCAUCAUCUGGGAAAUUCUUCGGUGAUAGUGGCUUGCUCUCUAUCAGAGAGUAUCGAUCCAGAGAAAUCGGAUUCAAGAUCUGCGAAAUUUCGAGCUGUGCAGUGCCAAUCUUCACCGGCUUUUCCAGGAAAGUUUUCCUUGGUGCUGGAAGAGAUUGAAUUGAGUUGAAGUUUUCAUUCAAUUAGCUUGUAUUGUAGCAAGGGAAGACUUGUUAGAGGAGUAGUUUUGAUUGGAGAUGGCUUAGAGUUUAGUUGUGCAGUUUAUAGUUUCUGCGUUUUUGUUUCCUUUAGAUGUUGUCAUUGAAUUCAUUGUUUCUUUAAUUCUGAACUAUAUAGUUCUAGUUUUGUUUCCUUA
This is a messenger RNA of Zingiber officinale, 6186 nucleotides long. RefSeq lists its product as uncharacterized. Lineage: Eukaryota; Viridiplantae; Streptophyta; Magnoliopsida; Zingiberales; Zingiberaceae. The coding region runs from base 149 to 1837 and encodes 562 amino acids. The record is from RefSeq and is a predicted model, not a curated record. The transcript has 2 exons.